AUGAGUUUGAUAAUUGUCGGUGAUGAUGGUCGUUUAAAGACAGUUAGAGAGCAUAAAGUUCCACAAAGUAUAAUAGAUCUUGCAGAAUGUGGUAGAGCUCUAUGGGAUGUCGAGAAAUACACAGCUGAAGAAUAUUUCACCAAAAUCGACGAAUAUAUUAAGAAAAAUGUUUUUCCAGCCCAAACACUAUUUAACCAGAUAUCAGAGAUUUCUCAGGUUCGUGAAAAAUGUUACAAGAAGCUUGGCACCGUAUACAAAUUAUUUGUUGCCAAUUAUCCUAAUCUUAAGGUCAAUCCAAAUACCAACCCAUAUCUUUGUUACUAUAUACGUGAUUCUGGAAUUCAAAUUCCGAAAAACAUUACAGAUCAAUUCCAGCAUCUCAAUGACGAGCUAGCAGACCAAGUUUAUCCAAAAGGUACGAUGAAUCAUGCUUUACUAUGGGAUGAUGUUGAAGAAUUCAAGCAAUCAGUGAUAGAUCUACAAAAUAAAAUUGCUGCCCAAAAUAAGAAAUCUCCAAAGAAAGGCAAGAAGAAACAGGAAGAAGAAGAGGAUGAAGAAGAUGGUGAUUCAAAGAAGCUAAGAAUGCCUUCAAUUGAAGCACUUCUUGGCACUGCUGCUUCAAAUGCAUCAAUCAAUGUCUAUCAGUACAUCAGAGCUCAUCAAAAUGACUUCGAUGAUGAAAUGGAUUCAUGCGAAGAAUGUGGUGUCUUCGAAUCUGUUUUGCAUGAAGCAUUAAUGGGUGGUUCUGUUGAAAUUGCAAAAGAUAUCCUUAAUAACUUUGACGGUGUUGAUUAUCAUAACUACUGGGCCGAUGACAUUGCAAGACAUGGUCAUAUGGAAACCAUGCAAUACAUGGGAAGACACUUCUUCAAUUCCUAUGAUUUGAUUACAAACUUUUUGUUGCAUCAUUUCGUUUACAACUACAGAGUCUUUGGCGAAUUGGAUCAUGAACAAUUUGAUGAAGGCAACACCCCAACGAUGGCUGCAGCUGAGAUUGGAUCUGCAGAAUUGAUCGAAUUCCUCUUUAAGAAGAAACAGGAUGUAAAUCAAUCAGGUUACGAUGGCAUAACACCUCUUCAUGUUGCUGCAAAAAAUGGCCAUCUUGAAGCUGUGAACGUUCUUUUGAAACAUCGCGCAAAAUUCACUACUGACGAAAAUGGUGAGACACCAAGGGAUUACGCGGAAAUGAAUGGACAUAAGGAAAUAGUUGAACUCCUUAAGAAGAAGAAAGUUCAAGAUUAA
Molecule: messenger RNA, 1242 nt
Organism: Trichomonas vaginalis G3
Lineage: Eukaryota; Parabasalia; Trichomonadida; Trichomonadidae
Product: proteasome regulatory particle assembly
Exons: 1
Coding region: 1-1242 (413 amino acids)
Molecular function (GO): protein binding
Source: RefSeq, a predicted model, not a curated record